Messenger RNA from Halteromyces radiatus, 3693 nucleotides. RefSeq lists its product as uncharacterized. The record is from RefSeq and is a predicted model, not a curated record. Bases 108 to 3686 code for a protein of 1192 amino acids. Gene Ontology annotation, biological process: transcription by RNA polymerase II; RNA polymerase II preinitiation complex assembly. The transcript is spliced from 14 exons. Gene Ontology annotation, molecular function: TBP-class protein binding; histone acetyltransferase activity; RNA polymerase II general transcription initiation factor activity. Gene Ontology annotation, cellular component: transcription factor TFIID complex. Lineage: Eukaryota; Fungi; Mucoromycota; Mucoromycetes; Mucorales; Cunninghamellaceae.
UUUUUUUUUCUCGCUUUCUUUUUUUCUUAUUUUUCAACAAGAAAAAGACUUAGUUUUACAAUUGUUAUAUAUAAUAUCUACACUAUUUAUUUUAAUUGACGCAUGUUAUGUCGCUUGCUGGUUAUCUCUUCGGUAACGUGGACGAACAUGGUCGACUCGACAAUGAUUUAGACGAAGAUUUGCGGGAAACAUUACAACAUGUGGAUUCGGACGUAUUCUCAAAGAUCUUCAGUUCAGAUACUCUUGGGUUAGGCGUCGAAAAACAACAAGAGAAAGCUUCCAAGGAUCAUACUGGUGGUGAUAAUGAUAGCGAUCAAGAAGAAGAACAAGACGAAGACGACGAUGACGAUACAGUGGACACUGAACAAAUAUUAACCAAAAGUAUUCCGACAGUUCAUUCUUCCGAUGCAGUUGACUACUCCGAUUUUGACGAAACAGUACCCGAUGAUCAGAUUUACUCUGACAAAUACUACAAACGAGGCAUGGGUAUAUUUCAACAACAAAAAUCAACAUUACCACGAUCACGACUUCAUAUGGUUAGCGACAAUUAUGACGAAGAAGAAGAAGAAGAGGAAGAACAUAGCAGUACAGUAUCUUUACCUCCUCCGCCUCCCACUACUUCUACUACCUUGACUACAAAUAAGAAUACAACUUCUUCUAUCACUACUCUUAAACUUCCUUGUUCACCCUCAUUUAUGUCAGCUCCUCCUUCUCCAUCAUCUAAAUCACUUACAGCAUCAAUAUCUUCACCUACAACAGCAACAGCUUAUAAUGUACCAUCAUCAAGUCCAGCCAGUUUAGUUAAUGCCAUCAAAGCAUCAACAACAAAACAAAAUGAUGAAAAAGUAAUAGAUAUCAAGGAAUUGUUCCCAGCAUUUGAAAAGAACAAGAUUUUGAAGUUCUCAGAUUUAUUUAUGACAAACAUCAAACGACGUUCUAAAUUACGCCCAACCAAAAAAGUUACAUUUGGUGAAGGUGUGGAAUAUGAGAUCAGUAGAGAUGAUCAAGCUUACUUCAAUCGUACCUCUAAGGCUGAUCGUUUACGAUGGAAAAUGGAACAAGUCUCAGCUUCAAAACGAAGAAAACUGGAUAUAGAAGUACAAGAUGAUGAUAUUCAUCGAUCAUUAUAUUCAGAUAGUGAUGGUGAUCAAAGUUCUAUGGAUGAAUCGGAUGAAGAAACGAAAAAGUUGCGGGAAAAUUUGGUCAAGCAUAUCGAUAAUGACAAGUUAUAUCACUCUGUUGUUCUUGAUUCAUGGGAAGACCAAAUCAUUUGGGGAUCUGAUGAAGAUGAAUCAAUGCUUAGUAGGGAUAACCAAGAAAAUAAGAAUGUGGAAAUCAAGCAUACCAAUAACGAAUUAGAAGAAGGAUCAUGGUUAUCUGCUAUUCGAUGGGAUCGUGAAAAAUUAGAUCCAAAAUUCAUGAAAAUCAACCUAGAUUUGAAUGAUCCUCAUAUGCUAUUUGAUUGCGAAGAAGUCGAGGCUACAAAGGCUCAACUGGUGGUACCGAAACAUGUCAAAAAAGGAAGAAAACCUUUACCAAGACCAAUACCAAAGAUACCGAUCAUAUAUAAUACUGACACUGAGCCACACAGCAAACUACCUCUCAAUCGAUUCAACUUAUCUAAUGACAAAUUCUACGAUUCUCUAUAUAUUGGAAGAUUGGUUCGUGUGCGACAAACAUUGGGUGAAUUGGUCGUCUCACACGCUUUACCUGCUUUGAAACUUCACCCUGCACUGUACAAAACAAAACUCACAAAAGCUGAACUGCGAUCCUUUCAUCGACCUCUUUUCCAACCUCCUCUCGGUGAAGACAUUGUAUUCUCAAGGGUCAAGGCAAUCAAACGCAAAAAGAAAGACAAGAAGAAACCAUCAUCAGAAUUUAUGCGCACUACCAAAGACAUUUCUCUCAAGGAUACAUCAUCUUUUGUACUUUUGGAAUACUCUGAAGAACAUCCUCCAAUCAUAUCAAAUCCUGGCAUGGGUGCAUUGAUUAUCAAUUAUUAUCGAAAAACAGAACCUAAAGACGAAUAUAUACCUACUAAUGAUAUUGGUGAACCAUUUGUAUUAGAUAUUGGCGAUACUUCACCCUUCAUGACAUUCGGCAACGUAGAACCUGGACAGAACAUCACGGUAUUAUACAACAAUCUUAUUCGGGCACCUUUAUUUAGACAUGAAUCAAAGCAUUCCGACUUUUUGCUGGUCAAAAGCACAUACAAAGGGACGUCCAAAUAUUUUCUUCGUGAAAUACCUGCUAUCUUCACUAUUGGUCAAACAUAUCCUGUACAAGAGGUACCAGGUCCUCAUUCUCGUAAGGUGACAACGACAGUGAAAAAUCGACUUCAAGUAGUAGCCUAUCGACUGAUUAAACGCAAUCCACAACAUCGACUCAAGAUGAGUAAAUUAGCUCAACGGUUCCCUGAAUAUUCUGAUAUCCAAAUUCGACAACGAUUGAAAGAAUUUCUGGAAUUCCAUCGACAAAGCAAAGUGGGCGGUGGUGGUUACUGGAAAGCACGAGGUAAUGGUGGUAUGCCUCCUGAUGAAGAGGAAUUACGGAAAAUGGCUUCUCCUGAAAUGGUAUGUCUCUAUGAAAGUAUGUUGGUGGGUGAACGUCAUUUACAAGAUUUGGGUUAUGGAGAUGUCAAUGAUGAAGAUGAAGGUGGUGACGGUGAUACAAAGCUGGAAGUGGAACAACAAUUAGCUCCCUGGUUCUCUACUCGCAACUUUAUCAAUGCUAGUCAAGGAAAGGCAAUGUUGAAACUUUAUGGUGCUGGUGAUCCUACAGGUCGUGGUGAAGGUUUUAGUUUUAUUCGUGUAUCCAUGAAAGACAUCUUUUUACGUGCUGGUGAAUCUGCCGAAGAAAAACUAGCUCAAAUUGAAGCAAGGCCUAAAAGUGCUCAUAGGUAUAAUGUAGCUGAACAACAACAGAUUUAUCGUGAAGAAAUUGCAAGAAUCUGGAAGGCUCAAUUGGAUGCACUGUCAAACCCGGAAGAACCUACUCUGUCUGAUCAUGAUGAAGAAAGUGAAAUUGAUGAACAGGAACCACAAAGUCCAUAUAUGUCACCUUCACCUGCUACACCUUCUUACCGUCGUUACGAUCGUGCUACUUCUGAAAUUGAUGAUGAUGAUAUUUCUGUUACUGGUAGUUUAAGCUCAAGAACAAGUUACCAUAUGAAUAAUCCCAACAAACAUUUGGUAAUUCGAAGGUUGAUGCGACAACCCAACGGUGAAAAGACAUGGCAACAAGAAAUCAUUCGUGAUCCAAUAGUCAUCAAGUCAUAUCUACGACAACGUCAGAUGAUUGAAGAGGAGGCUACAACCACCGAAGCCUUAGAACCAACAGACGAUGCUGAAAAGAACGCUAGAAUGAAAAAACGUAUUCAGGACCAACUUGCCAAGCUCAAACGAAACGCUGAACGUAGACGACAACGACAACUGACAAAACAGGCUGGAUUGGCUGAAAAUCCAGUCUUGGGCUUGAUUAGAGGAAAGCGUGGAGAAGGUGCAAUGCGUCGAUGUGGUAACUGUGGUCAACUGGGACAUAUGAAGACAAACAAGAAUUGUCCAAUGUUUUAUAUUGUGAAUGGUCAACAAAAUGGUAGUAGCACCCCUCAAACACAAGCAACAACACCAUCUACACCAAUGACUCCAUCUAUAGCUGAUAACAUGAGCUUUGUGACAUCUCCUUAAAAUCUAC